Molecule: messenger RNA, 14278 nt
Organism: Coregonus sp. 'balchen'
Lineage: Eukaryota; Metazoa; Chordata; Actinopteri; Salmoniformes; Salmonidae
Source: the annotation of a GenBank genome assembly
GGAAAAGCCUGAGAGCAAGCGAGCAGUAGCUUACUUCCUCGAUCGACGGAAUCACAGAAAGAGUAACCAAAGGGAAGACAAGAAGAAGAAAAGUCACGAAACAAGAAAUAAUCCACACGUUUGCAAGACGAGGUAAAUUAACGGAAAAUGACUUUCGGUCAUUCGGCCAAUUGAGAAAAACAAAGAUAUGUUUGUAACUUUUUUCGGUGUUGUUGCGUUUUGCAAAGUAGUUUGAGAAGUUUUUCAGGAUUGAUUAUUGUAUGCUUAAAUAGCCUUUAUACUUUUUACUUGUAGUUGCGCUUGCGCGAAAAGCGUAUUAACGUUAGUAUUUCGGGUACUAGUUUACAACUGUAAUGUUAUCUGUUGAUUGUGGCGGGCACUGAUAUGCGCCACAUUCCACGUAAAAAUUGCACAGUAGUCUACAGUUUCAUGAUGUGCAAGAGACGAAUGAAUCCUUGAAGAGAACGUUGGCAGUGACGAAUACUUCAAAUAAUUCUAAACUGUAAACGCCGGGGUCUUGUUAUGAGCAGACUGUCAACGAGUUUAAUUAUAUAAAGCCAGACUUUUCUCAAUUAUGAGACAUCAAGAAACCAUUAUUGUUCAUUUGUGGGAAAAGAGUGAUGAUACUGUACAUAAUAGCCCACCUAGCUUCCAAAGCGCUCUGGGGUUUCUCAAGAUCAUGACAUUUCCGUGGGUUCGUUGUGACAAUGCACUGGGCACACACUGGUUGUGUCAACGUUGUUUCCACGUCCUUUUCAUGAAAUUACGUUAAACCAACAUGGAAUAGACGUUGAAUUGACGUCUGUGCCCAGUUGGAAUGCAUUGAUGGAGAAACCGUUUUAAAGGCUUCCACUUAUCCACACUGUUCAGUUUAUUUCCCAGUUACUUGACAUUUCAUGACCAGUUCUGCAUGUUUGUUGUUGGCUAAUAACUGGGUUUAAAAAAAGAAAGGUACUUGACUGUCAAACUUUGGCCCCCAGGGCCCUUUUGUAUGCAACUUUGCCUGCUAAGGAAAUGCCCCAUUCAUGUUGCGUUGCAUUGCAUUGUGAGUCACCACUGUGCCUAAUCAUAAUGCCAACUGAAUUUGGUGAACCACAUCCACAUCCAACUCACAGUGCACAGAUGAAGCAAGAAUAAGACAUGAUCUCUGCACACCCAGCUGUUGACCAACUUGAACUGAUCAGAUGAUGAUGUUGAAGACACUGAUCUCAUUCUCCUCAAAAGGAAGUGUGUGUAUGUGUGUGUGUGUGUGUGUACCGGCGCAUGGAGUAAAAUGACCCUUUAAUUUCCUAUUCCAAAGUGUCCCGCUAUAAAGACUGGACUGAUCAUUGUGUUGCAUCCUCCAUCACAUAGAGUGAUCAGCUUUAUCCAUACGCUACACUUUCAUUGCCUGGAGUACAGCCCAUUGUGUUUGUGUGUGUGUGUGUUUAUUUGCGCUGCUCAACGAUCAGAAUAUCAUACCUACACUGGAACAUUGUUCAGCUCACUAGCUGCAUGGCUUCGGCUGUGAUUGCACUGGAGAUGUUAUGUCAUAGAGUAACAGGCUGAAUAGUGGUCACUUUGAAUGGCCCAUUAGAGUUUGAGUUAUGAGUCUGUGUUAGAAGGCUUGUAGUCAUUACCGCUCGCUCUCCGUUCAUCCAUCUCUCCCUCUCUCCCUUCCUCUCACUCUCUCUGUUACAUCAUAAGUAUUUGUUGUCGCCCGUUGGUUUGGUAACAGACUUCAACUUUAUAGAUAAAGUUGCACUAUAGAUAGUACAGUACACGACUGGCCAAGUAGCCCCGGGUUAUGAAGGAGGAGAUUAGAGUCCAGGUCCUCUACAGUCUACUACAGGUCAUGCCUCCUGCAUUGUCUACUAGAAGUGGUCUGCUGAGAAAGAAAGACCAUGACUGCCAUAGACAGUAGGGGCUUUUCCAGGACUGCUGUCUCACUAGUGCGUGUGUGUGUGUCAGAGGGGUUGAAUGUGCUUCUUUAUGCUUGCACGUGUGUGUUGGUCUCUCUCAGCUAUUAUAAGAGUGUUUGUCUCUGUGUAUGGUGUGUGUGCUUUCAUGUCUACUUGCAUGAGUCUGCCAUUGUUGCGUUGUUUGAUCUCCACAGGGUGAUGAUGUUACGAUGCUUCACUUCCCUGUCCAGAUCUUUAUUCUCUACAUAAAAGUUUGGACUAACACACAGUGUCACACUCCACCCACACAUGCGCGCGCACACGCAAGCACACACACACACACACACUAUUAGUGUUCGGUUUAAAGCUGGAAUCCGCAUUGGGUAAACCGUGCCACUGGUCGCCCCAGGCGCAUUUGUUACUGUUUUUGUUUUAUUUAUGGAAGGAGGAGAGGAGCAUCCAGCAUAUUGGUAAAAAAAAGGAAUAUAAACUCUGCUGUUCUACCACAUGUGCAAUGAUGUCAAAUGGGGAAAAAACAGUCUUUGUUGUUGUGAUAUCGCAAACGGACAUGGCAGUUUCACUGCUAAGGAUUAAAGCUUUAAGACCCAGGUGAUUUGAUAGCAUGUGUAAUGUUUAUUUAGCUCAGUUUCGUUGAGUGCUGUGAUAGAAUAAUCUACAGCCUUGUAAACACACCUGGCUACCCAUGGCAACUGACUAGUAACUAACACGUUUCCAGUCUGCGCUAGUCAUUUACUAGAAAUCUCUGCCACAGUUUGACAGGCUAAGGAUAGCCAGUGUACUGUAACACAGCUGUGUGAUGUCAUUGUCUGAGGUGCUGUCAGUCAGCUGUCUGUGAGUCAGAACGGGAUGAUGUGUGAACGCAUGACUGCAAGGGACAAUAUGCAUACGUUUAUUCAGCUGCUCUACUGUAAAACACAGUUGCUGUGAUUCACUAGAUUGUCAUACUAUAAACAAACAAAGUAUUUGGAGAGGGAGGUGGACAGUGGACACAGGCGAUGGGAGAGGAGGAAGAAAGAAAGAGAUAUGGAAAGGAGGGGAAGGGAGUAUGAGCUCACAGCCAUAACCUCGUCCCCAGGCUCAUCGCAUACAGAGCGAGAGAGAGAGAACCGGCUGGUGGACAAGAUUAUAGUGCUGAGCAAUUAACCGAAAUGUCAGUUAUUUUUCAUGUUUUAAACAACUAAUUGACCAACCUCUGUAAAAUUAUUUGAAUUCCAUUUCGUUAGUUUUUUUAAUGUGAGCUCAUUGUGCAUAUUGGGCUGCAGUUUCUCUAGAGAUAAAUCAGAUCAUGCCAGAACUGUGCGAUAUUGUAGUGAGUUGGUUUCCAACAGGCCAAUGUUUUACGAUAUGCAACUUUUCAGGGAAGUUAGGAACCAAUAUACACAAGCAGUCAGGAAAGCAAAGGCUAACUUUUUCAAACAGAAAUUUGCAUCCUGUAGCACUAACUCCAAAAAGUUUUGGGACACUGUAAAGUCCAUGGAGAAUAAGAGCACUUCCUCCCAGCUGCCCACUGCACUGAGGCUAGGAAACACUAUCACCACCGAUAAAUCUACAAUAAUCGAGAAUUUCAACAAGCAUUUUGCUACAGCUGGCCAUGCUUUCCAUCUGGCUACCACUAACCCGGCCACCAACUCUGCACCCUCUGCUGCAACUUGCCCAUGCCCCCCCCGCUUCUCCUUCACACAAAUUCAGACAGCUGAUGUUUUGAAAGCGCUGCAAAAUCUGGACCCCUACAAAUCAGCUGGGCUAGACAAUCUGGACCCUUUCUUUCUAAAACUAGCCGCCGAAAUUGUCGCUACCCCUAUUACUAGUCUGUUCAACCUCUCUUUCAUAACGUCUGAGAUCCCCAGAGAUUGGAAAGCUGCCGCGGUCAUCCCCCUCUUCAAAGGGGGUGACACUCUAGAUCCAAAUUGCUACAGACCUAUAUCCAUCCUGCCCUGCCUUUCGAAAGUAUUCGAAAGCCAAGUUAACAAACAGAUAAUCGACCAUUUCGAAUACCACCGUACCUUCUCCGCUAUGCAAUCCGGUUUCCGAGCUGGUCACGGGUGCACUUCAGCCACGCUCAAGGUCCUAAACAAUAUUAUAACCGCGACAGUACUGUGCAGCCGUCUUCAUCGACCUGGCCAAGGCUUUCGACUCUGUCAACCACCGCAUUCUUAUUGGCAGACUAAAUAGCCUUGGUUUCUCAAAUGACUGCCUCGCCUGGUUCACCAACUACUUCUCAGAUAGAGUUCAGUGUGUCAAAUCGGAGGGCCUGUUGUCUGGACCUAUGGCAGUCUCUAUGGGGGUGCCACAGGGCUCAAUUCUUGGGCCGACACUUUUCUCCGUGUAUAUCAAUGAUGUCGCUCUUGCUGCUGGUGACUCUCAGAUCCACCUCUACGCAGACGACACCAUUUUGUAUACAUCUGGCCCUUCAUUGGACACUGUGUUAACAAACCUCCAAAUGAGCUUCAAUGCCAUACAACAAUCCUUCAGUAGCCUCCAACUGCUCUUAAACACUAGUAAAACUAAAUGCAUGCUUUUCAAUCGAACGCUGCUGGCACCCGCCCACCCGACUAGAAUCACCACUCUCGACGGGUCUGACCUAGAGUAUGUGGACAACUACAAAUACCUAGGUGUCUGGUUAGACUGUAAACUCAACUUCCAGACUCACAUAAAGAAUCUCCAAUCCAAAGUUAAAUCUAGAAUCGGCUUCCUAUUUCGCAACAAAGCCUCCUUCACUCAUGCUGCCAAACAUGCCCUCGUAAAACUGACUAUCCUACCGAUCCUUGACUUCGGCGAUGUCAUUUACAAAAUAGCCUCCAACACUCUACUCAGCAAAUUGGAUGUAGUCUAUCACAGUGCCAUCCGUUUUGUCUCCAAAGCCCCAUACACUACCCACCACUGUGACCUGUACGCUCUUGUUGGCUGGUCCUCACUACAUGUUUGUCGUCAAACCCACUGGCUCCAGGCCAUCUAUAAAUCACUGCUAGGCAAAUCCCCGCCUUAUCUUAGCUCAUUGGUCACCAUAGCAGCACCCACCCGUAGUCUGCGCUCCAGCAGGUAUAUCUCACUGGUCAUUCCCAAAGCCAACACCUCCUUUGGCCGCCAUUCCUUCCAGUUCUCUGCUGCCAAUGACUGGAACGAAUUGCAAAAAUCUCUGAAGCUGGAGACUCUUAUCUCCCUCAAUAACUUUAAGCAUCAGUUGUCAGAGCACCUUACCGAUCACUGCACCUGUACACAGCCCAUCUGAAAUUAGCCCACCCAACUACCUCAUCCCUAUAUUGUUAUUUAUUUUGCUCUUUUGCACCCCAGUAUCUCUAUUUGCACAUAAUCUCUUGCACAUCUAGCAUUCCAGUGUUAAUACUAUUGUAAUUAUUCUGCACUAUAGCCUAUUUAUUGCCUUACCUCCAUAACUUGCUACAUUUGCACACACUGUAUAUAUAUUUUCUGUUGUAUUUCUGACUUUAUGUUUUUUACCCCAUAUGUAACUCUGUGUUGUUUUUUUUUAUUGCACUACUAUGCUUUAUCUUGGCCAGGUCGCAGUUGUAAAUGAGAACCUGUUCUCAACUGGCUUACCUGGUUAAAUAAAGGUUAAAUAAAAAAUAAAUAAAUAAAUUACAUAGUUUAGAGCAGAAAACGUGAUGAUUAACUACAAUGACCAUAAUCCAUUGCGCUGCUACUUGUACUUGUUUCUUUAACUCCUGCUACGGAAGAGACAGAAGAAUGUGCGAUCAAGAGGGGAUACAUAGCAGAGCAGUUUACACAUACACGUACACCCAGCAGCAUCAGUCACAUGUUACCAAUGUACAGAGCAGUUUCUUCGUGAGGUAUCUCUUCCUGAAAAUACAUUAUCUAAGUGAUUGAUAGUUGGUAUUCAGCAGUCAUAAAAGUAUGCCUUAUUUACUUUGAAGAACUAAUAAAAUAGUGAUUUUGUCAGACUGCAUAGGCAGCAGCUCUAUAGAGAGGAGAUGAUAACUUGGAAUGAAAUAAUAAAGUCAGCAAAUAAAACAAAUGUAAUAUACACAACAACUGAAAUAUUUUAUUAAAAUAAAGGUAUGUCAAUAACUGAUGGUUAAUAAGUGAUAAGCAAUCAUGGGCAAUCACUACCAUCAUGGGACUUUUAUUAAUUGUUUUAUUGUGUGUUGUUACAGCAUUCAACCCACAUAAUGCAUAGUGCAUUUAAUGUUGAAAAUAAUUAUCAAACCAAAGUCGAAAAUCAUAAUUAUUUUUUAUAAUCGAACCGAAACCAAACCGACCUCAAAAAGCGCUAAUGGCUCAGCACUACAAGAUUAGCUCACAUGCUAUGAUCUGAUGGGUAAACAAUCUCAAUCUCUGUGGUUGCCUGGUAACACAGGCACACACACACACACACAGUUUAUUAUUAAUCAACACCCGGAAUCAUCACAGCUCAAAGCUUGAACACAUCGACUCCUACUUUAGUACACUCUGUCUGUCAUUGUCCCGCCUCUUUUCUGUCCUCUCUUAUUUUUUCUCUUUUUUCUUUCCUUGUUUUUGCCGUCAUUGUCUUCUGACAUAUCUUUGAUGUGUACAGUGUCUUGCGAAAGUAUUCACCCCCCUGGGCAUUUUUCCUAUUUUGUUGCCUUUCAACCUGGAAUUAAAAUGGAUUUUUUAGGGGUUUGUAUCAUUUGAUUUACACAACAUGCCUACCACUUUGAAGAUGCAAAAUAUUUUUUAUUGUGAAACAAACAAGAAAUAAGACCAAAAAACUGAAAACUUGAGCGUGCAUAACUAUUAACCCCCCAAAGGCAAUACUUUGUAGAGCCACCUUUUGCAGCAAUUACUGCUGCAAGUCUCUUGGGGUAUGUCUCUAUAAGCUUGGCACAUCUAGCCACUGGGAUUUUUGCCCAUUCUUCAAGGCAAAACUGCUCCAGCUCCUUCAAGUUAAUGGUGCUCCGUGGGAUGUUCAAAGUUUCUGAUAUUUUUUUAUAACCCAACCCUGAUCUGUACUUCUCCACAACUUUGUCCCUGACCUGUUUGGAGAGCUCCUUGGUCUUCAUGGUGCUGCUUGCUUGGUGGUGCCCCUUGCUUAGUGGUGUUGCAGACUCUGGGGCCUUUCAGAACAGGUGUAUAUAUACUGAGAUCAUGAUCAAAUAGGAAAAACGCCAAGGGGGAUGAAUACUUUUGCAAGGCACUGUAUGGGUGGUGGUGUAGAGCUGGGGAACAGAAACACAGGUAUGUUGUUGAGGAGCCCUCUUUAGACUUUGGAUUUGCUGAGACUUGCUCCAUCCCAGGAUGCAGGGAAAUACCUUCACUACCAGAGCUACAGUACACUCAGAGAGAAUCACAGAGAUCACACAUACACACAAACAUUCUUCAACACCUGUUACUAUAAUUUCACACCAUACACACAUUCUCACUGACAAAAUUAUAAAUGAAGCUGUUCUUGACAGAAGUGCUUAAAUGCCAUUCUUUCUGUGUUCCUACUGUAGCCUAUGUGUGUGAUGGUUUGGAUUUGGGUUCUUCUAAUGUGAGAUUGAACCGUCAGAGUUUAAGUUUAUCCGUUGGUUUACAGUGUCAGUAAAGUUAAAGUCACAUGUGGAUGUGAGAAGGGCGUUGUUUCUCAGCUCUGUUUCUCAUUAGUUGGUUUAGGAAAGGAUCUCAGGCCUAUAUCACAGAAAGAGUUUCUGUUUGUUAAGGUGACUCAUAAAGUAUCUUUCUUUCUCUACACACCCAUACUCUCUCUCGCUCUUAUUCACUCACUCACUCACUUACACACACACACACACACACUCUCUCUCACCUACACUCUCACACACACACACACACACACACACACACUCACACAUACGCACACACAUAUACGCACUCACACACAUAGUGGCUGGUUGCACCACAGGUGGCUGGUUGCACCUUAAUUGGGGAGGACAGGCUCAUAGGAAUAGCUGGAAUGGAAUUAAUGGAAUGGUAUCAAACACGUGGUUGAUACCAUUCCAUUGACUCCAUUCCAGCCAUUAUUAUGUGCCGUCUGCUAAAUGACGAAAAUGUAAAUGUAAUAUGGAUACAUAUCACAGAGGGGUACUUUAGGCUUUGCUUAUACUUUAAAAAUGAAACAAUGAAUGAAACAAUUAUCCACAUUAGUAGCAUGUGACUGGUGCUGGUGGAUAUGUGUAUGCAUGCGCAUGCCUGCGUGCGUGUGUUCAUGUGUGUAUACCUCUCAUCACAGAUGGUGAUGUUACUGAAUCACGGCUGGCAAGUGCUUAUGAACAGGAGGCUGAGUGACGGACAUGUCACUACAAAUAUGUUGCCGUGGUUACAUUCUGCUUGGCCAUGUCUUUGAACAGGUGGCCCAGUGACACGUCACCAUGGCGCCCUUCUUGCGGAUCGCCUUCAACUCCUACGACCUGGGUGUGCUGUCUCCGCUGGCCCCUUCUGAUCCCCCCUUCUGUGCCAUCAAGAUGAAGGAGGCCCUCACCACUGGUGAGAAUUGGACUAUUACUGUAGUUAUUAGUGUGUUAUAGUAGGACUAUUUUUGUCCCAUAGUCACAUUGUAACCUUGUCAUUAAAUACUUUAUGUCCUAUGAAAGUCUUGCAUGAGGACCAGUGUGGUACAGAUAUGCAAAUGUUUUGAUUGUUACACAAGAGUAUGAAAAAUCAGUCUCUAUCUAACCUCUCUUUUUAACCUCAAUCUAACCUCUCUCUCCUUCCCCCUCUUUACCUCUCUCCCUCCUUCUCUCUAGAGCGUGGUAAGACCCUGGUUCAGAGGAAGCCCACCAUGUUCCCAGCCUGGAAGGCCAGCUUCGACGCCCACAUCUACGAGGGGCGUGUCCUGCAGGUGCUGCUGAUGAAGACUGCUGAGGAGCCAUUGGCCGAGGUCACAGUGGGUGUGUCCGUCCUUGCAGAACGCUGCAAAAAGGCCAACGGCCGUGCUGAAUUUUGGGUAAGAGGGUCUGUGGCUGCAGUCUGAUUCUCUACCAUCCUGCCUGAAUUAUGUGUCUAACUUACAUAUGAUUGUUUGUGUUCAGGUGGACCUGCAGCCCUCAGGGAAGGUGAUGAUGGCAGUGCAGUUCUUCUUGGAGGGAGCAACUGAUACAGGUGAGAGUCAGGAGACAACGCCCAACUCUCUUCUUCUCAUCCUCCACUUUACCCUUCCUACCUGGCCUGUUUUUAAUGUAUCUUUUAUAUGUGAUGUUUGUCACGCUGAAGCCUUCUGUCUGUUCCCUUGGUUCUCAUCUGUUCACUGCACUUACUUCUUGAAUACAGACAGAGCAAGAGGGAACAGAGCAGACUGCACAGCACACACAUUCUUGCAGUCAUGUACAGGUCUUGUAUAUGAAUCCCUGUCAGUGGGUUUUCUAAACAUAGUUCUCUAACUGGCUUCUCUACAAGGUUUUGCCUGUUUUCUCAUACCAACAGUGGACCAAGCACUCCAAAUGUUGUCACUCCUGUUCCUAUCGCUAUAAUAAUGUUUCUAAACCGUAGCGCUCCACUGACGCUUCUCUCCCUGUCACCCAUAGAGGGCAAGCUGCCCACGAAGGAGGAGGAAGGGGGGCCCACCAUAAACCGCAGACGAGGAGCCAUCAAACAGGCCAAGAUCCACGAGGUCAAAUGUCACGAGUUCAUCGCCACCUUCUUCAGACAGCCAACCUUCUGCUCCGUCUGCAGAGAGUUUGUCUGGUCAGUUAUUCAGUCUGUCCAGCCAUCUGUCUCUAUGGCUCUUUACUCCUAGCUCUAUUAUCUGUUAGCUUUAUGCUAACAGAAGUGAUUCAAUAUUUACAAGUUUUAUUAUCAGUUCCACUCAUCUAAUUUAAGUGGCAACGUCUUGGUCGGUCUACUUUAUACUGAGAGACUGAGUGGGGAGAUGAGAUUAGACGAUGUCUAAGUAAUCUCCUCCUAUCUAUCUAACUUUAGACCUAGGGUUGGUGGCUCAGGAUGCGGGUCAGAAGUCCUGUAUUGUGUGGAAAUACCAGCACAAGACUUAUCAACAUUUAGCAGUGUAUUUGCAAAAUCAGCACAGCUUCCACUACUAGUCAUUUAUUUUCAAGUGCUGUAGUGUGUUGUGUUCUACUAGAAUAGGUGGUGUCUCUAGAGACGGUGGCAGAGUCUCUGUUUGCUGCUGUAUAAAUGGUGCUCACCUGUCAGCUACAGUCACAACCAAAAUGAUUGGCACCCUUGAUAAAGAUAAAGGGUUCCAAAAGAGUUCUUGUCUCCAUAGAAGAACCCCAUUUGGUUCCAAGUAGUACCCUUUUGGGGUUCAUGUAGUACGCUAUGUGGAAAGGGUUCUACAUGGAACCAUCUGUGGAAAGGGUUCUACCUGGAACCCAAAAGGGUUCUUCAAAGGGUGUACCCUUUUAGGUCCUAGAUAGCACCUUUUUUUCUAAGAGUGUAUAAAAUAAACGGUAUACAAAUACUGAGCUAUAUUGUAUGCAAAAAAAAAGGGAAAUUAUAGUAUUUUAUACUAAUAAAUUCUUAUCAGAGAAAAAGAUAGGUAUCAAAAUUAUUAGCACCCCUGUUUUCAAUACUUUGAGCACCCUCCCCUUGCAAGAAUAACGGCACUUAGCCUUUUUAUAUAAUGUUUUAUGAGAUUGAAGAAUACAUUGGGAGGGAUCUUAGACCAUUCCUCCAUACAUAAUCUUUCCAGAUCCUUGAUAUCCUUCGGUCUGCACUUAUGGACUGCCCAACAAGGGCCCCAGGACCAGUGGAAGCAAAACAGCCCCAUAACAUCAAAGAUCCACCACCAUAUUUUACCAUAGGUAUGAGGUUAUUUUCUGCAUAUGCAUCCUUCUUUUUCGAGGCCAAACCCACCACUGGUGUGCGUGGCCAAAGAGCUCUAUUUUCAUGUCAUCUGACCAUAGCACCCGGUUCCAAUCCAAGUGACAAUGCCGUUUAGCAAACUCCAGGCGUUUACAUUUGUUGGUUGCUCUCAAUAAAGGCUUUUUUAUGGCAACCCUUCCAAAUAGCCUAUUGGCAUGGAGGUGGCGUCUAAUUCUAGAUUUGGAGACUUGGCGACCCCAGGAUGCGACCAAGUUCUGUAAUUCUCCAACUUUUCUUUGCCUCCCGAACCAUCUUUCUCACUGUGCGUGGGGACAAGAUACACAUGGGUCCUCUUCCAGGCAUGUUUACCACUGUUACAGUUGGUUUGAUCUUCUUAAUUGUUGCCCUAAUAGUGGUAAGUGGUAUGUUUGUUUUUUCAGUAGUUUUUUGGUACACAUUUGGUACAACAACCAUUUGUCUCUUUUCAUUAGCGAGUUCUUUGCCUUUCCCCAUGGUGAUGGAUGACAAAUGGAUUUUAUGGAUGACAAAUGGAUGCGUGUUACCACUUGUUUUAUCCCCCCAUUGAAACAGGAAGCCUUGAAAGGCCACAAUACAGUUCCUUAAGCAGAGAUUAACUUUUUAAAAGUUAGGGGUGCCAAUAAUUCUGACAAGUAUCUUUUUUAGAUGUUCUUUUAUGACCAAAAAAAUAUGUUUUUCUCUGAGCAAUUGUAUUAGUAUGAAAUAAUAUAAUUUCCCCAUAUUUUUUGAAUAGAAAAUAGCUCAGUAUUUAUAUUCUUUAUUUUAUACAGUCUUCUUUGCUCAUCUUUAUCAAGGGUGCCAAUAAUUUUGCUUGUGAUUGUACAGUAUGUACUCCGUUCUCACUUUGUCUCCGUUCAUCAUCAGCACAGCACCUAAUCAUUAGGUGAUCAUCAUCAUCACUGGCCCUCCACAAUCUCUCACUCCUGUACCUUUGUAUUCUACAGGGGCCUCAACAAGCAAGGCUACAAGUGCAGACGUAAGUGUACAAUAAUGUGGACAACCUACUGCUAUACAAACCCAUACACACAACAUCAUAGAUACAUGUACACAUCUAUAAACACUGUAGUUAUAAACACUCCCUCAAUGCAGAGCUGACUAUACAGCACUACUAGUGACUUUGAUAUCUGCCUGUAUGAACAGUGCUCACCUGCCAUCAAUGUACUCCAUAUCCCUUCUCUCCCAGAAUGCAAUGCAGCCAUCCACAAGAAAUGCAUCGACAAGAUCAUCGGCAGGUGUACGGGCACAGCCGCCAACAGCCGGGACACUGUGGUACGUUGGGACUACUUAUUCAUUAAUUUAUUAGGACAUUUAUUAAUUUCCUUAUUUACUUGCCCUGUGUCAAUCCAAUGUGGAGUUUUCUCCCUCUGGCAUUUUCGGUUCCAUUGAUUAAACUGGUCAGGAUGUUUUCCUCCUUUAACAAAAAAAUGAGGGUUCUUUGGAAAGAGUGAUAGUUCUAUGUGGAACCAUACUGACCCAAAUAACCCUUUGAGCCCUUCAAUGGUUCUUUGCAGUUCAAAAAAGGUAUUUACUCUUUUAGUGAUAAUUAAAAUGUAGGGGUGGCGGCUCAUUAGAAUAUUUUGUGGCGUGGCUGGCUCACAGCUCUUUUUGUGCAACUGUGAAUGAGAGUCAUUCCAGUUUAUCUAAUCUGUUUAGUUAUGCUAUUACAUGUUAUACACUGAUUAUACAGAACAUUAAGUACACCUGCUCUUUCCAUGACAUACUGUAGACUGACCAGGUGAAAGUUAUGAUCCCUUAUUGAUGUCACUUGUUAAAUCCACUUCAAUCAGUGUAGAUGAAGGGGAGAAGACAGGUUAAAGAAGGAUUUUUAAUCCUUGAGACAGUUGAGACAUAGAUUGUGUGUGUGUGUGUGUGCCAUUGUGUAUGUGUGAAUGGGCAAGACAAAAACAUGUAAGUGACUUUGAACAGGGUAUGGUAGUAGGUACCAGGCGCACCGGUUUGUGUCAAGAACUGCAACACGGCUGGGGUUUUCAUGCUCAACAUUUUCCUGUGUGUAUCAAGAAUGGUCCACCACCCAAAGGACAUCCAGCCAACUUGACACAACUGUGGGAAGCAUUGGAGUCAACAUGGGCCAGCAUCCCUUUGGAAUGCCUUCGACACCUUGUGUCUCAGUAUAUAUGACAAUGGCCAGUGACGGUGUCUUGUACAAGACUCACGUAUGGCCUUGUGUCAAUUGAGAAGUCAGUAGUUCUCAAUGAUCUCCUCAGGGACCCCAACCGUCCCAGAGCUAGCACACCCGAUUCAACUUGUUAAUAAACACAAUAAUACAACUUACAAUAUAAUAUGGCUAUUAAACCAGAAUAAAAAAUAACUCUAUGGUUCUACAAAGAACCUUUGAGUUUGAGAAAGGUUCUUUAUAGAACCAUUCUCCAUAAAGGUUCUAUAAAGAACCAUAAAAAGGGUUCUAUAUAGCACCAAAAAGGGUUGUAACCAUAGUGGAACCCUUUUUUGGUGCUAUAUGGAAACUUUUUUAAAUGGUUCUUUAUAGCAGGGUUUCCCAAACUCGGUCCUGCCCCCCCGGGUAUACGUUUUUGUUUUUUGCCCUCGCACUACACAGCUGAUUCAAAUAAUCAAAGCUUGAUGAUUAGUUAAUUAUUUGAAUCAGCUGUGUAGUGCUAAAAGCAAAAACCAAAAAGUGCACCAAGGGGGGGCCCAGGACCGAGUUUGAAAAACCCUGCUUUAUAGAACGUUAGGAAAGGGUUCUUUAUAGCACAAUACAUAUUAUAUUUAGAACCUUAAGCAUGGUUCUUUAUAGAACCUUCAAAAAAGGUUCCAUAUAGCACCAAAAAGGGUUCCGCUAUGGUUACAAGCCAAAUAACCCUUAUUUGGCACUAUAUAGAACCAUUUGUUUUUAGUGUGUAGCUGUGAUGCCAUUAGCUGUCGAAGUGUCAUAAGGUCAGAGUCCAAACUAGCAGGCAUCAAUCAGACCUACAACCAAUCGGAUGAGGUCCCCUCACAUUCCAGUCAAUAUUAAUCAAUAGAGGGGCCAAAAGAGCACAGAUAACUGAGCUUAGAGGUUACAUUCAAAAGUGAGGGAAUCUGCAUUCACUCACACAUGAGGAGUGGUGAGAAGGGGUGUGUUCUGAGUGAGAGAGGGGCUUAAACAAGGUAUUCUGUAACCUAGAGAGAGAGCAGAAGAGGAGACCAAGAGAUAGUGUGUCUGUCAGUCUGUGGCCUUCUAAGGAACCCCACUGACACAAGGGACACAAAACAAAAGGAGAGGGGGAGAGAGCAUGGAAGGAGAGAGGGAGACAGAGAGAGAGAGAGGAAGCGAGAUGGGGAUGAUGAGACAGGUGCGCAGGGCCAUGAGGUACCCUCCCAGGCGGGUGUUUUGCCCCCCCUUGGUACCGAUGGGUCUGGGUGUUGAUGAGUUGUGUGUGUGUCCAUCACAGUUCCAGAAGGAGCGUUUUAAGAUUGACAUGCCACACCGCUUCAAGAACCACAACUACAUGAGUCCCACCUUCUGUGACCACUGUGGCAGUCUGCUGUGGGGCCUGGUCAAACAGGGCCUCAAGUGUGAAGGUAGGGAGCCGUGUGUGUUGUGUCUGUGUUGUCAUUGUAUUUAACUAUACAGUAUACUGUAACUCUUUCUAUUCUCUCGUAGAUUGUGCCAUGAAUGUGCAUCAUAA